Molecule: messenger RNA, 1509 nt
Organism: Triticum aestivum (bread wheat)
Lineage: Eukaryota; Viridiplantae; Streptophyta; Magnoliopsida; Poales; Poaceae
Exons: 7
Coding region: 1-1509 (502 amino acids)
Molecular function (GO): NAD+ poly-ADP-ribosyltransferase activity
Source: RefSeq, a predicted model, not a curated record
AUGGGCAUCAUCAACCGGGUAGAGGAAAAAAACACGUCGUCGUCGGUCUCGCACACGAAGGAGCACGCCGCGCUCGACGCAGGCGUGCUCGCUGCCGCCGCCGCCGCCGCCGCGCCCCGUCCCCCUCUCCCCGGUGCCCGUCCUCUUUCCACCGUCGCCGAAUCCGGACGAGACCGGCAGGAUCCGCCGCAUCUCACGCCCGCGGCCCGCCGUGGCUUUCGGCGGCAUCGGGGGCGCCGGUCCGCCCCCGCUCCUCCGGGGCUGGCAAAACGGCGGAGCGGCGCUCUGGUCAGGUUCCUCUGCUUCAAGGGCGGCGCGUGGGCUGAUGUCGAGGGCGAGGCGGCUGUGCCUCUGCGCCGGGCGUUCCUGGACGGGAGGGUGGUCGCAGAGGCCGCGUAUGGCGGCAGGGAGUUCCUGUUCGACUUCCUGUGGAUGGUGCGCAUCGACGCUGGCACCGCCGAGGUGGUCGCCAUGGGCUGGAUUGACCGCGGGGCCUGCUUCUUCCCUGUGCCAGAAAGCGGGAGGAAGAGGAAGAGGGGCGAGCAUGAGCCGGGGGACGGGGCGUCGUCCGAGGUGGAUGAGAGGUCCGACGAGAGCAGCGACAUGGUGGAGUCCUCAAUCCAGCCUAAUCUCCUGCCACUCUCAAGCACUCCCCGUGCAGCAGGCCUGAUGUGUAGGCUGCCAUGGCAAGGCUACAUCCAUGCAUUCGAUGAGAGGUCCAACGAGAGCAGCGACAAGAUGCAGGGCCAGCUCCUAGCCGCUGCGCGCGGCGCCGACGGGGGCAAUGCCAAGUUCGCGUGGUAUGGCGCUCCAUCGGUGGAUGUGGCCGCGGCGGCGGUGGAGCACGGGUUCGGUAGGAUGAACAACCGGGUCCUUUUCCAUCACGCGCACGGCGACGACGUCCACCUCUCGCCGCCUCGGUCUCCUUAUGCCAGCGCAACGCUAGCAAAUGUAGAUGAGAACGGCGAGGCGCAUAUCAUGUUGUGCCGUGUUCUGUUGGGCCGGCCAGAGGCCAUCCCGGCCGGGUCCUCCAAGCUCCACCCCAGCAGUGACAAUUACGACAGUGCCAUCGACAACAUGCAGAACCCACAGUGGUAUGUUGUUUGGGGCAAGGACAUGAACAUGAGGAUCCUCCCAGAGUACGUCGUCAGCUUCAAGUGUCCCAACCUCCAUCAGAUGCAAGGAUCAUCGGGAGCGAACUCCACGCUAAAGAAGCCUUCGCCGGUGGCUCAUGACAUGUUUCCGACGCUUCUAGCAGAGAUCCAGUGGUUCAUGCCAUCUUCCAAGCUGCAGACAUCGCAGGGGACCUACAAUUGCUUCAAGCCAGCUGCAAUGAAGUCCUUCAUAGAGAAGGGUUUGCAGAAAAUGAUCUUGGCAUCCCAGAUAAGCAGCGAGGAAGCGCAUGACCCGCUUGACGCGGCCCUACGAGACCUUGCAGCGCCGAUUCCAGAAGACGCCAACGCCGGGACGCUGGAGGCGCUCCACCUUCAGCUCAUCGAGGGCGCGUAA